Messenger RNA from Stereum hirsutum FP-91666 SS1, 3186 nucleotides. Its product is annotated as glycoside hydrolase family 35 protein. The transcript has 31 exons. Gene Ontology annotation, cellular component: vacuole. Bases 1 to 3072 code for a protein of 1023 amino acids. Lineage: Eukaryota; Fungi; Basidiomycota; Agaricomycetes; Russulales; Stereaceae. The record is from RefSeq and is a predicted model, not a curated record. Gene Ontology annotation, molecular function: beta-galactosidase activity. Gene Ontology annotation, biological process: carbohydrate metabolic process.
AUGUUCUUCCAUGUUUUCUUCGCUCUGGUCACCUUGGCCUACAGCUCUCUACUAGCCUGCGCGUCAUCCUACCUGGAUCCUUCCGACCAUUCUCUGUACCGCCGUAACUCUACCGGGUUGACCGAUGAAGUUACUUGGGACCCCCACAGUCUCUCCAUUCUCGGGCAACGCGUGUUCAUACUUUCUGCUGAGAUACACCCUUGGCGUCAGCCGAAUCCUGAUCUCUGGGCCGACGUGUUCCAGAAGGUGAAGGCAAAUGGGUUCAACACCGUGUCUUUCUACGUGAACUGGGCGCUGCACUUUCCGACUCCUGAUACAAACGGAACGAAUGGCGAUUGGCAGGAAGGUACGACGAGAGACUUGCAGAGGUUCAUUAGCGAUGCAGCGGAUGCGGGGUUGUGGAUGAUAGCGAGGCCUGGCCCGUAUAUAAAUGCGGAGACCACGGGUGGAGGGUUUCCGGGAUGGGUCGCAACGAAUGUACCUGGCAGCUUGAGGACCGACGACGUCAAUUAUACCCAAGCCUGGAAACCGUACAUAACUGCCGUCUCGAAGAUCUUAGCACAAAACCAGAUCACGAACGGAGGGAACAUCAUCCUGGUCCAGGCAGAGAAUGAAUUCACCGCCGGCACCGGAAGAAGUGAUUACAUGCAGGACGUGAUCAACACGUUCAGAGAGAACGGCAUUGUUGUUCCUUUGACGUUCAAUGAUCAGCAUUCUGGCACUACAGGAAACUUCAGUCCUGACCUAGGCGGCAAUGGCACAGUGAAUAUCUAUUGCGGAGAUUCUUAUCCUCAGUCGACCGGGCAUAGCUGGGCAGUGGUCCAGACUAUCUACCUCUCCGGGCACAAAGCGGUCGCUCCGAGCAACCCGUUGUGUCUAGCUGAGUUUGGUGGGGGCUUCCUCCUGAGCUGGGCGUCUGGAACCAGGAACGGCACAGGAUACGAGAAUCUCGAGAUCGGUCAAUACAACGCACAAAUGGAGACCGUGUUUUACAAGGAGAACUACGCGGAGACCGCUACUAUAUUGAGUAUCUACAUGACCUUUGGAGGAACCAACGUCGGCCAAACUGGGGAACCUACGGUGUACUCUAGCUAUGAUUAUGGUGCAGGUAUCAACGAGAACAGGGUGACAACCCCGAAAAUGAAUGAGAUGAGACUUCAAGGAUUGUUUCUACGCGCCUCUCGUGACUUCCUUGGAGCCAUUCAAAUCAGUAACGGGACAAACUACACCACGUCCACCUUGGUACAUACCUCCGAAGUGAGAAAUCUGGACACCGGAGCUGCAUUCUAUGUUAUUAGGCAUAAUGACAGCACAUCUACGGCCUUGACCACGACGCAAAUAAAUAUCACAACAUCCGAUGGUUCGAUGUUGGUACCCAGUCAAGGAGCCAUCACUUUGAAUGGGAGAGAUAGUAAGAUUCUCGUGACAGACUAUGUCUUCGGUACUAGUAAGACAACGAUAUUGUACUCUACCGCCGAGGUCAUGACUUGGACUACCAUCGAUGGGACGGACUUUGUUAUCAUCUACGCUGGUAUCACUGAACUGGGAGAGACAGCCUUCAAAUUCGCUUCGCAGCCUUCCGUUUCUGUGGCCUCAAGCGCUCAAAACGUCACUUCGACGUUUACAAACGGGACUCUCACCCUCAACUACGAGCUUCAAGGGUCGCAAUACGUCAGCAUCAAUGGGAACGGGACGAAUAUCACUGUCGUGUUGUUGGACAAGAACACAGCAACAACAUGGCAUGCACCUGUCAUCCCGGGUACGGGAGCGUUUGGACAGUUCUUCUCAGUUGGAUCGAAUGAAACCGUCCUUGUUAAUGGUCCAUAUCUAGUCCGAAACGCCAGCGUCUCAGGGCCUACACUUUCAUUGACCGGAGAUCUUAACGAAACGACUAGCCUGGAGUUCUUUGCUCCCUCUUCAGUUUCUGCGCUCACUUGGAAUGGCAACAAUGUUGACAUCACAAAAACGUCUCUCGGGUCGUUCACUGCCACCCUCGAGAGUGUAUCUGCACCGGCGCUGCCAUCCUUGGGCCCUUGGACAGUCUCUGGAAGCCUCCCAGAAAUAGCCAGAGACUUCGAUGACUCGAAUUUCACUACAGCUGAUCAAACGACCACUAAUUACACGAAUUUACCACCUCUAUCCGGGCCUGAAGUUCUCUACUCGCAGCAAUACGGGUUCUACGGUGGCAAUCUGAUCUGGCGUGGUCACUUCAAUGCAUCUGGGUCCGAGACUACGGUCAACCUUCGCGUCAUGGGUGGUUUCUGGUUCGGGUACUCUGCAUUCCUGAAUGGUGUGUUCCUUGGAUCGAGUCAAGGCAACAUCACUGUGAGCGAGACCGUGAAUACAUGGAGCAUUCCCAAUGGUACACUCGUGGCGGAAGAGGACAAUGUGCUUGUUGUGCUUCAAGACCACAUGGGUAUCGUGGAGACAAGCACCAACAGUGGCAAAGAGCCUCGUGGAAUCCGGCUCGCAACUAUCACUGGUCCAGGCAGCAAUGCCACCUUCACCUCUUGGAAGCUUCAAGGAAAUCUUGGAGGUGCCGCCAACGCUCCAGACAGCGUCAGGGGAUACCUCAACGAAGGGGGUUUAUACGCGGAGAGGAUUGGUGCCCACCUGCCAGGCUUCGACGACUCUAAAUGGUCCACGGGUACGCCGCUGGCCAGUGGAGGGGUCUCUACGGCAGGCGUGAACUUCUUCAGGACAACGUUCGACAUGCCAUUAGCAUCAGACGUAGAUGCCCCCGUGCGUUUGUCGAUCUCGCCUAGUGAUAUCACACAGAACUACCGCGUUCAGAUCUACUUGAACGGGUAUCAGCUUGGCAAGUAUAUCAACAACUUUGGUCCCCAAACGAUGUUCGUUCUCCCUUCCGGAAUAUUGAAGCGUUCGUCCACGAAUACGCUCGCGCUCUCUUUAUGGAGCUUAGACGCCUCUGGAGCAUCGUUGGCCGGCGUCGAGCUUGUCACGGAUGGAACGUUCUCUACCGCCUUGAAUUUGGUCGAUAACGAUCUCGCGCCAGAUUAUGAGGAGCAGGUUGCUUCGAGGCCGACAGACUUGCUCGUUUCACCCAUGUGAAGUGCACUUGUAUGGGUUUAUUUAAAAGAAUGUUGGACUACUAGCUGAAGUUGAGGUGAAGGCAGGCGAUGUGGUUUAUUGUCCACUAUGUUCAUAUUAUUGAUUGAGUGCAUC